AUGUCUGGUGUUGGAGGAUGGAGGGAAAGCAGCAGAUACAGGAUGGCUGCUGCCUCCAGUACCCCAUUAUCCUCUCAGGGUUAUCUCUGGGGUGGCAACAAUAAAACAAAAGAAGCUGAAAACCCUCAGAAGUGGAAAACAUCUGAAGAGGAGCAUAGGAGCCAAGCAUCAGUCUACCAACACCAGCAAGAGCAGCAUGUCAGCCCAUAUGUCUUGAUAAUGCCAAAAGAAACCAGAUGAAACCAGUUGCAGCAAAUUGCUAAGAAAGAGCUAGACGACCUGGAGCAGUGGAAGGAAGAACACAGGCCAGGGCCAAUUAAGUUGGUUCCACAGAGACUGGGUGGAAAGGAAUCAGAAGCUUAAGCAAGGCAAAAACGGCAAAUGAUGCUCAUGCAAUCUAAAUACCAGCAAAAGCACAAGAGAGAAGAAUACAUGAAAGCAAAAAAGGGAGCUGAAGAAGCUGAAAUCCUAAAAAAGUAAGCAAUUCAGAGAGCAAAAGCAGAGAGACUUGAAGAAAAAAGGCAACAAGAAAUGUAAAGAACAGAGAUGUUCCUUGAAGAUCAAUAUUACAAAACCAAUGAAUUAUUGAACAGAUUGGACUUGGGUUUGCCAAAGAGUGAUUCCUGUCAGAUUGCUAAUCGUGGCCCAGAAUCUACAGCAUGGACUAGGAACCAUACUUACAAGCAAGCUCUUCAAGAGGAUGAAAACAGAAGAUUAGAGGAAAUGAAGCAAGAAAACGGAGUAAG
Molecule: messenger RNA, 746 nt
Organism: Mesitornis unicolor (brown roatelo)
Lineage: Eukaryota; Metazoa; Chordata; Aves; Mesitornithiformes; Mesitornithidae
Gene: EPSTI1
Product: epithelial stromal interaction 1 (breast)
Source: RefSeq, a predicted model, not a curated record